AUGAAGAAACUAAUGGGAUUGGUGACAUUCCUUUUAAUAGAACUAUCAAGUUCUGAAGAGUUAAGAAUCUACGUUAAGUGGGAAAUGAAUAUUUAUGUUCCAUUUCAUAGUACUAUUUGCGAUGGCAUGCUACUCAAACCACGCUUAUUCAUUGCAGAUGGGAACUGUGUCAAUAAAGCACUGAUAAGUGAAAGUAACAGAACUUACUAUGAUAUUUAUGUUAAUCGUGGUAGUGGAUUCACUACUUACAUGAGAUUAGCUGAAGUAGAGAAAAAAAAUAUUUUUUACAACGAAGACUUGGCAAUUGAAUUCGACAAAUCUAAACGAAAUGUCGCAGUACUAAUUACCAAUCAGCCGUUGGUUUCUGAUAAUAAUCGAACAUUACUUAAGUUUCUGACGCAGUAUGUUUAUGACCAUGUUUGGAACUACAAUGAGCAAUCUCAACUGGUGAAUUUAACAGAUAUUCAAGAAAUAAAAUAUUCAAAUUGCAUAGUACCAGUUAGCGGAAGAAUGAAUUAUUUCGUAGAUCCUUGUACAGUGAAACCUGUAUAA
Messenger RNA from Cotesia congregata, 552 nucleotides. The record is from the annotation of a GenBank genome assembly. NCBI's taxonomy places the organism in Eukaryota, Metazoa, Arthropoda, Insecta, Hymenoptera, Braconidae.